Molecule: messenger RNA, 1626 nt
Organism: Rhipicephalus sanguineus (brown dog tick)
Lineage: Eukaryota; Metazoa; Arthropoda; Arachnida; Ixodida; Ixodidae
Exons: 3
Coding region: 253-1626 (457 amino acids)
Source: RefSeq, a predicted model, not a curated record
CCGGCCUCGAGACCAGAACUUCUCGGUACGCUUGUCAAGUCCUCGAUGCACUUCGGCAUACACACAUUCUGGGCCUUCUUCGUGGGUCGCCACCCAUCGCGCCCGAACGAGAACGUCAUAUAUACAACCUUAGACGAGCGGACCAUCGAGUGGAUAUCGACGUUCGAGAGGCUCAUUCGCUUCGGCAAACACCGUUCGUACCUACGGCGCUGCGCGUAGAUUGUGGGCGGUACGGGACAGUCCUACUCCAGGAUGAUCCACGCGGUGACGGCCGCGCACUCGCUCAUCGCCCAACAGGUCCACCUCUUCUGGAACCCCGUUGGCCUCCCCGAGUACAUGGAACUACGGGACCCCGAACUUCGGCGAGCCCUCAAUGGUCACCUCGCGGACGACUCCCAACUGUGGCCAGAGAACAAGAUCGUGAGCCUCCAGCCCGAGCUGUUCUACGAGUUGAACGCGACCCACUUCAGCAGGGCCAACCUCACCGAGAACUUCAAGCUUUUUCUCGGCGCCUACGUGGUCUGGCUGUUUUCCCCCUAUGCGUCGAGUUACCUCACGACGCGCAUGUUGGAAGACAUGGGCUUAGAGUCCAGCGCCCAGCAAUACCAGCGUCACAAGUGCACGCAGGCGCUCGAAGACAUCCUGCCGCUGGUGAUAUGGGAGUCAGGACGCGGUGACCGCAACUACAAGCUGUACACUUGGAAAAUGCUUCAACUCACCACGCUGUCAGUCAAUCAGUUCGAAACGGUGUACGGCGACACGUUUAGGGCGUACUUUUCGCCGGUCAUGUCUCGCGUGGGGAUCAACGCCUGGAACAUGACGCUGAAGUGGGAAAUAAUAGACAGCGUGUACUCGUACGUUCCCUUUGACAAAACAGCGGGAUUCUUGGACAUGUACGUACGGAUAUCCGUCAGGAGUAUCGGCAUUCUAAAGAAAUCGUUGCGACGGACCAGCCUGACCACCCUUCAAUCACCGGGCUUCGCAGCCGUCAGACUGUACAGUAUGCUCGUGGCCAGGGAACUGAUCGUGCCCAACUACCUGAGGACGCCACCACUCUUCGACGUGAGGCACCCGUUGCCCGUACUUGUGGCCUUGGUGGCCACCGUCAUCUGCAGGGAGCUGAUGGUUCUGGGCCGAUUUAUUCUUUACUAUGACGAAAACUUUACGCCCGUCUUGACGAAUCCGGUUUUUGGCCAGCUCGUGUCACUGCUCCGGGACUUGCAGAACUAUGCGUCUUUCCUGGAAAGCAGCGGCCACUAUACGCAACGCGACUACCGAAAGCUGAUUGCUGCCGGCUUGGCAGCACACGUGGCCAGCGGCAUCACGAGACUUCCCGAGGCACAGAACUUCUUCAGUAUGGCAGUGGAGGCGACGAAUGCAAACGGGCGGCGGCCAACAUUCCGAGGCUUCCGCGAGGAACAGCUCUACUUCUUGGUGACCUGUUUCAUGGAAUGUGGUAGCGCCAACCACGACACCUCUUUGCAGAGAGCAAUCUGCAACGUGGCCUUGCCUACAGUAGCCGCAUUCAGGCAAGCCUUCAAGUGUGAACCGUACCAUCGACUGGUGACCAACUUCACCUCGCCUGAACCACCGCCCUCGACAACGACCCGCUAUGCUUCAGCGUAG